Molecule: messenger RNA, 1524 nt
Organism: Marasmius oreades (fairy-ring Marasmius)
Lineage: Eukaryota; Fungi; Basidiomycota; Agaricomycetes; Agaricales; Marasmiaceae
Exons: 16
Coding region: 1-1524 (507 amino acids)
Biological process (GO): gluconeogenesis
Molecular function (GO): L-serine ammonia-lyase activity; 4 iron, 4 sulfur cluster binding
Source: RefSeq, a predicted model, not a curated record
AUGAUUUUAGGUUCUGAUCCAGAGACGAUUCUUCCCACAACAAUAGACUCACGAUAUGAGAGUAUAUUAACAUCCAAGAUUCUUCACUUGGGAGGUCGCCAUCGCAUCAAUUAUGACAUGGACCGAGACAUGCUGUGGAGAUGGGAUCAAGUGCUCAAGACACACCCAAAUGGGAUUAGGUUCAGUGCCUUUGACGAGGAGGGCGAUCUGUUGGCUACGAAUGAGUAUUUCAGCGUGGGAGGCGGCUUCGUCGUGAAUGAGAAGACGAAAGUGGAUGAGAAUCUUUUCUACAAGGGCGUAGACAAGAAUGACGUUCACGGUGCCCGAUUACAACAAACGCACUCACUUUCCGACCCAACGCCGAUCGCUGGCCCAGCGCUUGAAGGUUCCGAGAACAUCCCCAUAUCAAACAAUGCUCAAGGGCCUCCUUUUCCCUUUGAGUCUGGUAGCAGUUUGCUAGCAUUGACCAAGAAGCAUAAUAUGACAAUAGCACAGGUCGUAUACGAUAAUGAGAAGAGUUUUGGCUAUACAGAUGAUGAUAUCCACGCGAAGAUAUUUCGAAUCUGGUCCGUUAUGGAUGAAUGCAUCCUGACCGGGGUUUCGACGCAUGCCACCACCCUCCCGGGGCGGUUAGGUUUGCGGAGGCGAGCUCCCACAUUGUACAGACGCCUUAUGCGAGGCUUCUAUCCUACUGUUGGUCCCUCUUCCAACCUAGGAAGAAUUGAAGCCGGAUCAAAUACGGCCAUGGAACUUAUUGAUCGUCCUGUGUUGUCUUCAAGCGAGGACCAGGAGAGUUUCAAUACUAUUGCUAGCACUGCACCUGAUACUCCCAGACGGAGCGCGAGCAGAUUUACACGGGUUGUAGGAUCCUUUGACCAUCCCCUCCUACCUCAUCCCCCGAGGAAAACCGUGAUCCCGGCUAUGGAUUUCCUCUCUUGUUAUGCUAUCGCAGUCAACGAAGUCAAUGCCAGUGGAGGUAGAAUUGUUACUUCACCUACAAACGGUGCCGCGGGUGUAAUUCCGGCUGUCUUAAAAUACAUCAUUGAGUUUGUCAGCGAUGAUCCUGAGAAGAGCGUCAUGACAUUCCUCUUGACUGCUGCUGCAAUUGGUAUGCUAUUUAAAAGAGGAAGCACUAUAUCUGCUGCCGAAGGUGGUUGCCAAGCUGAAGUAGGUGUUGCUUGCUCGAUGGCUAGUGCUGGAUUCGCGGCUUGCAUGGGAGCUUCUCCCGAGACGGUUUUACAGGCAGCUGAAAUUGGCAUUGAACAUAAUCUAGGACUCACUUGCGAUCCUAUUGAUGGGCUGGUGCAAGUUCCAUGCAUCGAAAGGAAUAGCUUGGGUGCUGUCAAAGCGAUCACAGCUGCUCAACUCUCACUGGCGUCGGAGGGUGUUUACAGCGUCACACUUGACGAAGCUAUCGAAGCUAUGAGGUUGACGGCAGCUGAUAUGAGUGUGAAGUACAAGGAGACGAGUCUUUCUGGACUUGCGACGAGCGUCAGGAUUCCACUGACGGUUCCAGCUUGGUAG